AUGGCUCUCAACAGUGACUUAAAUGGAAGACUUGCGUUGAUUACGGGUGCUUCUGGAGGCAUUGGAGCAGCUUGCGCCCGUGAUCUGUUCGCUCAUGGGGCACGUCUGGCUUUGACAUAUUCCACGAAUAAAUCAGCUGUCGAAGCCCUCAUCAACGAGCUGAAAACCCAAGACUCAUCCCGUCACGUCACGUCACAUAGAGUAGAUGUCAGCAACGCGCAUGAUAUUGCAACCCUUUAUGAACAAAUUCAAUCCCUCCACGGGCAGCCCGGACCGGAUAUCCUGAUUUCAAACGCAGGCUACGGCAAACGGAUUUCUAACAUUGUCGACAUCCCGCUAGAGGAAUUUGAAAAGAUGAUACAAGUCAAUCUUUUGUCCUCCUUCGUGCUGUCUAAGCUCGCCGUCCCAUACAUGGUCUCUCAACAGUGGGGAAGAAUCAUCUUCAUGUCAUCGAUUGCCGGAAUCGGUGGCGGAAUAAAUGGUUGUCACUACGCUGCUAGCAAGGCUGGUCUCACUGGCAUGAUGAAGAACUUGGCCACCAAAUUGGCGAAAGAUGGGGUCACCGUUAAUGAUGUGGCACCGGCGAUGAUUGGUGCUACCGGAAUGAUCCCAGACCCCAAACUCCUACAAGGGACACCUGGAGAUAUCUCCAACAUUCCAGUGGGUCGGUUAGGCACCCCGCAGGAAUGCGCUAAUGUGGUAAUGAUGCUCUGCAAGACUGGUUAUAUGACUGGACAGAGUAUUCUGCUUGCUGGCGGUUUGAAAUGA
Molecule: messenger RNA, 768 nt
Organism: Penicillium mononematosum
Lineage: Eukaryota; Fungi; Ascomycota; Eurotiomycetes; Eurotiales; Aspergillaceae
Product: SDR family NAD(P)-dependent oxidoreductase
Exons: 2
Coding region: 1-768 (255 amino acids)
Molecular function (GO): oxidoreductase activity, acting on the CH-OH group of donors, NAD or NADP as acceptor
Source: RefSeq, a predicted model, not a curated record